Molecule: messenger RNA, 2939 nt
Organism: Pyrus x bretschneideri (Chinese white pear)
Lineage: Eukaryota; Viridiplantae; Streptophyta; Magnoliopsida; Rosales; Rosaceae
Product: glutamate receptor 3.2-like
Cellular component (GO): plasma membrane
Molecular function (GO): ligand-gated monoatomic ion channel activity; signaling receptor activity
Source: RefSeq, a predicted model, not a curated record
AUGGUAUCAGAGAAUUCCGAGUGUAGGCAGCUGAAUUCGAUUGUUUCAUUUGUCCACCUUGUUUCGAUAUACGAAACUUUGUCGAUACUAGUUGUCUGCAUACAAGGCUCCGCAGAAGCAGCCUCAAGACCUCCUGUCAUGAAUGUUGGUGCAAUGUUCGCAGCUGGCAGCAUCAACGGAAAAGUCUUGAAGAUUGCCAUUGAGGCUGCAGGGAAUGAUGUGAAUGCUGAUCCAAGCAUUCUUGGUAAAACUAAAUUGUCCAUAUCUUUUCAUGAUUCCAACUACAGCGGAUUUCUUGGACUCAUUGGAGCAUUAAGGUACAUGGAGUCUGAUACCUUCGCUAUACUUGGUCCACAAAAUUCUGUGAUGGCUCACAUACUUGCACAUCUUGCCAAUGAGCUACGUGUCCCUUUACUGUCAGUCACAGCGCUGGACCCCACCCAAGCAAGUCUGCAGUACCCUUACUUUGUUCAAACCGCACCCAAUGGUCAAUUCCAGAUGGCUGCUAUUGCAGAUAUUGUUAGCUAUUUCGGUUGGUCAGAGGCGGUUGCGAUUUUCACCGAUGAUGAUAACAGCCGAAAUGGUGUUGCUGCACUCGGUGACAAACUUGCCGAAAAACGUCACAAGAUUUCAUACAAGGCAGUGCUUCCACCUGACCCGACACCAACUCGAGAGGAUGUAAAAAAAUUGUUGAUAAAGGUUCGAAUGAUGGAGUCUCGAGUGAUUAUUCUACACACAUUCUCCAAAUCUGGUCUCCUGGUUUUUGAUGUGGCUAAAGAACUUGGGAUGAUGGAGAGUGGAUAUGUUUGGAUAGCCACAACUUGGCUGUCCAUUGUUUUGGAUUCAACUUCACCUCUUUCUUCGAAAACCGCUAGCUCCAUCCAAGGCGCUCUGACUCUUCGUCCACACACGCCGGAUUCUAAGCGAAAAAGAGAUUUCAUAUCAAGGUGGAACGAGUUGAGUAAUGGCUCUAUCGGGUUGAAUCCUUACGGUCUAUAUGCCUAUGACACAGUUUGGAUGCUUGCUCAUGCUAUAGAUUUGCUUUUGGAACAAGGGGGCAGCAUUGCCUUUUCCAACAUUACUGGUAUAGGACCUAUUGGUGGUCUUAAAGGAGGGACUUUGAAUCUGGGUGCAUUGAGCAUUUUUCGAGGUGGGAAGCAGUUGCUGGACAAUAUUUUGCGCACAAAUACAACUGGUCUGACUGGUCCGGUGGCAUUUCAUCCAGAUAGGUCGCUGUUGAAUCCUUCUUAUGAAAUCAUUAACACAAACGAAAAUGGAUAUCAAAGAACAGGAUACUGGUCUAACUACUCUGGUACAUCUCUUGUGCCCCCUGAGAAAUUAUUCAACCUGUCUAAGGCGAACCAUAGUUUGGACACAGUUUUAUGGCCCGGAGGGACAACAGUUAAGCCUCAGGGGUGGGUUUUUCCAAACAAUGGAGAGAGAUUGAGAAUUGGAGUACCAAAUCGUGUCAGCCUUCGAGACUUUGUGUCACGAACAAGUGGUACUGAUGUAGUUGAAGGAUACUGCAUUGAGAUAUUCGUUGCAGCCAUAAAGUUGCUUCCUUAUGCAGUUCCAUAUAAGUUUGUUCUGUUUGGUGAUGGCCUCAAGAACCCUAGUUACAAUGAGCUUGUAAACAUGGUUGCUUCAGGCAAGUUUGAUGCUGCUGUAGGUGACAUUGCAAAUCGAACAAAGACUCUGGAUUUCACUCAGCCGUAUAUAGAGUCAGGGCUAGUUGUGGUGGCUCCAGUUAGGGGUUCAAAUUCCGCUUGGACAUUCUUAAAGCCAUUUUCUUCAUUUAUGUGGGGUGUCACAGUAUUUUUCUUCCUAGUCAUUGGAUUGGUAAUAUGGAUUCUUGAACAUAGAAAAAACGAUGAGUUCCGAGGCCCUCCUAGGAAACAGGUUGUCACAAUUUUAUGGUUUAGCUUCUCUACCAUGUUUUUUGCUCAUAGAGAAAACAUCGUGAGCACGCUAGGCCGCACGGUGCUGAUCAUCUGGCUUUUUGUAGUUCUAGUGAUCAACUCAAGCUACACAGCUAGCCUGACAUCAAUGCUCACAGUACAACAAUUAUCAUCCCCCAUCACCGGCAUCGAUACCUUGAUAACUAGCACAGAACCUAUAGGAUUCCAAAUCGGAUCUUUUGCUCAGAGCUAUUUGGUUGAACAGCUCAACAUCCAACUCGGCUCACCAGAAGCUUAUGCAACCGCGCUUAAGGACAAAACUGUUGCUGCUGUGGUUGAUGAAGGAGCAUACAUAGAACUCUUCCUCUCAGAAAAUUGCAAUUUCUCAAUUAGGGGGUCGGAGUUCACCAAAAGUGGAUGGGGAUUUGCAUUUCCAAGAUACUCUCCUUUGGCAAUUGACAUGUCAACUGCCAUACUCACUCUCUCUGAGAAUGGUGAUCUCCAGAGAAUUUAUAACAAAUGGCUCUCCAGAAAGAUUUGUGCUUCAGAGACCUCCGACAUUGUAUCCGACCAGCUUCAACUACAAAGCUUUUGGGGGCUAUUCCUUAUCGCCGGCGCUGUAUGUUUUAUUGCUCUACUCAUUCACUUGUUCUCCAUGUUACGCCAGUUCAAACGCCAUACCCCGAAAGCUGAAGAUCAGUCUGAGCCUUCGAGCCACGGAAACAUCAACUCUCGUUCUACCUUAACACAUCUCCUCACGUUCUUGUCUUUCAUCGACGAAAAGAGACACGAAUCAAAGAGAAGUAAAUCGAAAAGGAAACGCAACGAAAGCGUGGUACCAAAUGUGAUUGAAAAGGAAGGUGAUCGAUCGGUAAGGAGUGCUUCCAAGAGAAUACAAAUCAACAACUCUCAAGAGAUGCGUAGGAUUGACAAUGACACUUGGCUAAUUCGUUAAUUAAACAUGAUUAAGAAGUGAAUCAUUUCAUAUUUUUCUGACCAAAAAAGAAUCAUAUUCAUGCUUUGUCUUUUAAUCCCUUGUAU